AUUCCUUAGCUUUUUCACUUGCAAUAUUUGGUCAAACUGCAAACAUGAAUACCUGUUUGCUUGGGUUGGUCGUAAUUCUUCAUUUCCUAGGGUCUUUGCGAGGUGUAAAUGCAGAGGUAUUGGCUCCUAUUCAAUGCAAACUGGGUAAGAAACUGUGCAACGAUGGAACAGAAUGCGUUUCCUAUAACCAUGUGUGUGAUGGAGAGACUGACUGCAGGGAUGGUUCUGAUGAAAAAGACUGUGCUGUUGGCUGCAACACAGACCAGUUCCAGUGCGCGCAUGGGAAAAAGUGCAUAGACCGGAGUGAGGUGUGUGACGGAGAAGCCCAGUGUCAGGACCGCUCUGAUGAGGCGGAUUGUGUGGCGCACAUGGAGGGCUGCUCCCACCACUGUGACAACAAGACCCGCUGCCUCCCCGUCACCUUCCUCUGUGACGGGGAGAGAGACUGCCAGGAUGGUACAGACGAGGCCAACUGUGACUCAGAUGACCGUGUCCCAACCUCAACUCCUGCACCCCGCAAUUGUCGCUUGGGAUCAAAGUUCUGUGACGACAAGACUGAGUGUGUUCUCUACAACCACGUGUGCGACGGAGAGGCUGACUGCACAGAUGGCUCGGACGAGAAGGGGUGUCCAUCAAAAUGUGGAAAUGGGGAGUUCCAGUGCGCCCAUGGGAAGAAGUGCAUCGACCACCGUCAGCUGUGUGACGGCGUGGCCCAGUGUCAGGACCGCUCUGAUGAGGCGGAUUGUGUGGCGCACACGGAGGGCUGCUCCCACCACUGUGACAACAAGACCCGCUGCCUCCCCGUCACCUUCCUCUGUGACGGGGAGAGAGACUGCCAGGAUGGUACAGACGAGGCCAACUGUGCUGACCUGAGGUGCAAUGGUGGAGAAUUCCGAUGCAGCAGUGGUCAGUGUGUGUCCAUAGGCAUGCAAUGUGACGGCCAUCCCGAUUGCAAGGACCGCUCUGACGAGGAGAGCUGCGCCGAGCUGCCAGAAUGCCCCACCUCACAUUUGUGUCCCCACAGCAAGGAGUGCCUGAUAGAGGAAUGGCUCUGUGACGGCUACAAGGACUGCAAAGAUGGCACGGAUGAGAAGGAUUGUAAGUCGGUCAUGAUGGAGUGUGGAGAAUUCCAGUGGUCCUGUACCUCCAAGACCCAGUGUGUCCCCAAACUCUGGAGGUGUGACGGAGCGAAAGACUGUGAAGACGGAAGUGAUGAAACAGGAUGUGGUAUUCCACCUUGCCUCCCUCACCAGUUUCAGUGUGGUAGCAUGGAGUGUUUGGAUGUUGCACUGGUGUGUAACGGGAUGACCAACUGUGCGGAUGGCUCUGACGAGGGAGGAGAUUGUCAAACCAAGUGUCCCUUGCCGGCCACAGCCCACUGUGCCCAGGACUGCCACAGCACACCACAGGGAAUGCGGUGCUGGUGUCAAUCAGGCUACAAGCUCCAGGAAGAUGGCAUGUCCUGUGUUGACACUGACGAGUGUAAAGACAGACACCCAGGUGUUUGUAGCCAGCUGUGCACCAACACAGAGGGCUCCUACAAGUGUCGGUGUAGCACUGGCUACAUCCUGGAGGCUGAUGGCCGCAGCUGCAAGAUCACAGGCGAGCCCUUCCUGCUGGCGUCGGUUAAAACGGAGCUGUUCCUUUUCGGCCUGCUCGGCAGCAGUCUGGACGUCCUCCUGUCCUCGGCCAAGAAGGCCAUCCUCUCUGUGGACUAUGACUGGAAGGAGCAGAAGGUGUUCUGGGUCAGCCUGGACUCUGAGAGCAUCAGGUGGUCCUCGCUGGACCAGAAGAGCAAAGGCACGCUCAUCAACGGUGUUAAAUCUGACUGCAUUGCUGUUGACUGGAUCGGGAGGAACUUGUACUGGAUUGACGGCGUUGGGAAUCAGAUCAUUGCCAUCAGAUUAACCACAGCCGUCACGAACGCCCUGGACUACAGCGUGAUCCUCGAUGAGGACUUUGAGCAGCCUCGCUCGCUGGCUCUGCUGCCACAGAAGGGAAUCAUGUUCUGGUCGGAGAUUGGAAACGACCCAAAGAUCGAGCGGGCGGGGAUGGACGGCUCUGAGAGGAGGGUGGUGGUCGACCGCAACCUCAGCUGGCCAGGGGGCGUGGCCGUGGACACCCUGGGGGAGAGGGUCUAUUGGACAGACGAGAGACUGAAAUGCAUUGGAUCGGCGACUCUGGAAGGAGAGGACAUCAGGAUACUGCAGAUGGAGGAGACCUCCAAUCCCUUCUCUCUCACAGUGUUCAACGACAUGCUCUACUGGUCUGAUGCCAAGAGGAGAACCAUUCAGGGAACCCAGAAGAUCACCGGAAAGGGUUAUCAAGUUCUCUUCAAACGGCCAGGGCAGCCUUUUGGAUUAAAAGUCAUCCAUCCGCUGUUGCAGGCAGCGACAGAGAGCCCCUGUGAGAGGCUGCGCUGCUCCCACCUGUGUGUGCUGGCCCCGGGGCCCAAGGCCGUCUGCAAGUGUCCCUCUGGCCUGCUGCUGGCCGAGGAUGGCCUCACCUGCUCCAACCUGGUCACCUCCGCCUUCCUCCUGCUACUGUCUCGCUCAACCGUCACCCAGAUUCACCUGCAGGCCAUGCACAGUGCCGUCAGCCUGAAGGGCUGGCCCGAGCACCUGGCCCUCCUGCUACCCAGCAUGAACGAGGCGGCCACGCUGGACUACUCUCUACGGGAGCACACUCUGUACCUGGCGGACGCCGGCCAGGCCUCGGUGGGGCUCUUCAAGCUGAAGGAGACGGGCCUGGUUCCCCGGGGGCAGCUGCUCCGCCUCCUGGGCGACGCGGUGACGAGCAUGGCUCUGGACUGGGUCACUCUCUCCCUGUACUGGAGCAGCAUCAAGCAGCCCAGGCUGCAGGUGACGUCGGCCAGCGGCGCGCACACCGCCGUCCUGAUCCGAGACGCCGUAGGGAGCUUGGAGUCCAUCGCCCUGCACCCGCUCAGGGGGAGAGUUUGUUUUAUCAACCUGGUCAGGCAGGAGGGGGGCAGCGUUCAGCCACGGGUGGAGUGUUCCCACAUGGACGGGUCCAGGAGACUCCUGGUGUGGGCCGAAGCGGUGCGGCCCACCGCGUUGGUCUUUUCCAACAGCGGGAAUGAAAUCUACUGGGCUGAUAUCAGUUCUGGGGUCAUUGCCUCGGUCGGGGUGGAUGGUUCAGGAUUCAAGGCGUUCCAGACUGGUGAUGGUCUGACUGCAUUUGCCCUCAGUGAUGAAAUGCUGCUCUGGAUGACGGUCAACGAUACAGCCAAAGUGUGGUACAGGGAUAAACGGCAGGUGCAGAUGCUAUGGUUUGAGGUCAACACCGGGGUUGUGAGUAUGAGGGCCUACAGCGAGUCCAGCCAGAGAGGCUCUAACCUCUGUACUGUUGACAAUGGAGACUGCCAUCACCUGUGUCUGGCUGCCCCUGGCGGGCGAAUGUGCAUGUGCGCCCAUGACCACCUCUCUGUCAACGGCACGCGCUGCGUCCCUGACCAGCGCUGCGUGGCAGGCAGCAGGUCGUGUCUGGAUGGGAGCACAUGCCUACCCCUGCAGAAGUUCUGCGACGGCCAUGUGGAUUGUUCCGACCACUCUGACGAGAACUGCGUUCACCUCAAGGCUGAACGGGUAACCAAGACCACACCCCAGCAAGACCCCAGUCCUACCCCUCCCUCUACCUCUGGUUCCUCGAACACCACCACCGACCAGGAUCGCCGGGACGACCAGGAUCGCCGGGACGACCAGGAUCGCCGGGACGACCAGGAUCGCCGGGACGACCAGGAUCUCCUAGGCGACCAGAGUCGCCGGGACGACGAGGAUCGCCGGGGCGACGAGGAUCGCCGGGGCGACCAGGAUCGCGACCAGGAUCGCCGGGGCGACCAGGAUCGCCGGGGCGACCAGGAUCGCCGGGGCGACCAGGAUCCCCUGGACGACCAGGAUCGCCGGGACCACCAUGAUCUGGUGAGAAACCUGGAUGCCCAGCAGUGCGACGUGAGCGAGUGCAGCGGUAACCGAGUGUGUGGGGAGGGCGACGAGGCCGGCAGCUGCGUGUGUAGCCUGGGCUACAGCAGAGAGUCCUGUCAGAACCGGCUCUUUCAGGGCCCUCUCUUGUAUGGCGCUGUAGCAGCGGGCGCUGGGGUGGUCGCACUUGCAGUCCUCGCUUUCAUCAUCAAAAGACACAAGGCCUCCAGGAGGGCCAGUCGAGUAGUAAAGGAUACUAGUUUGACUGACCUGGAGAAACCUCUGGAGACCCCUGUGGAGACCCCUGUGGAGACCCCUGUGGAGACCCCUGUGGAGACCCCUGUGGAGACCCCUGUGGAGACCCCUGUGGAGACCCCUGUGGAGAUGCUCUCAUCUCAAUCUCAACCCAAUGAGACCCACUUCAUAGAAGAAGUGGUGGCUUUCGUGGACUAAGAACUGCAUGUUUACAUGCUCCUGUCAAAUAAACAAAAAUAUAUAUAUUUUUCAACUGUGUAGUUCUGUGGUGUUAAAGCACAUCAUGUUACCCUUAUGUUUUGUUCUCCUUUACCCAUUUCCUCAAGUAGCGAGUCCACAUUAAUGUCUUAUCGUCUU
Osmerus eperlanus (European smelt) is the source of this 4550-nucleotide messenger RNA. RefSeq names its product low-density lipoprotein receptor related-protein 13 (gene lrp13a). Gene Ontology annotation, molecular function: calcium ion binding; hormone binding; protein binding. Lineage: Eukaryota; Metazoa; Chordata; Actinopteri; Osmeriformes; Osmeridae. Gene Ontology annotation, cellular component: signaling receptor complex; apical plasma membrane; plasma membrane. Gene Ontology annotation, biological process: receptor-mediated endocytosis. The transcript is spliced from 21 exons. The record is from RefSeq and is a predicted model, not a curated record. Bases 45 to 4391 code for a protein of 1448 amino acids.